AAGAACAAUGUUGGCACUGAAAACUAUACGCUGGUAGAACUUGAGCUUAUCGAAAUCUUCACAUUAGGUUUACAUAUAGAUACGCGUAAAUUAAGCAAGACUUGAACGAAAAGCGUAACUCUCGAAGUGAAUUGUUUUAUUGAAGUUUGCUCGUCACUUCCAGUUGAUUUCGGACUCUCAACGGAGAGGGCGCUGUUCAGGCCGCAGCAUUUCCUGUCAUGUGAAAACAGAUUCCGCUGUGUUAGAAGGAGUCUGAAGUCUUGACAUAAAAUCAGCAGCAGGUAUAGGGAUAUGAAAAGGUGAUGUGAGAGAAGACCGCACAUCAAAGGUGAAGACCAUAAUAGUUUCUCUUGGACUUGUCUAUGGCCAGACAAUCCUGGCUAGAGUCUUCCCUGCGGCACUCUGCUAAUCUGGGCCUAGAAGUACUGGAGCGGGCCUCCAGGCGCAGCAUAGACUGGACCAACACUGGUGCAUUCCGCAAUUUAAAUACUCCAAAUAAAGACUCACACAAUCAUACAAAGAGAUACUACACAGAGUAUAGCGAUCCUUUUGCAAACAUGGCUUCCCUCAUGGCCCAGACCACCCAUCAGUGUAAGAAGUUUUAUGACUCAGGUUGUUGCACUGCACCUACCAAUUUUGAGAGGAAACACUUGGCCAGGUUCCACUCGAAACAUGCUCCAGUAAAAAUGAGGCCUACUGUGCCAACCAAGAAACAGGUCAGUUUUUCAGAAGGGGAUGAUGAUUUCUAUGUUGAGGUUUCACCUGGAACAUAUGCCAUCACUGCCAGCACGCAGGAGUCACAGCCACAGACUCAACUGAUCAGUGUCAGUGCAGGAGAAAGUAUCAACAUCACCUUCAACCUCUGACAAGACCAGAUAGAAGAGACCAGUGUUUGAAUGUGUGACUGUAUUUUAUUGAUCUUCUUAUACUGCGUUUACAUUUUUUUACCAAAGUUUUUACAAAGAGAAGCCAUAUACUUUUAAAUUACCUAUAUCUAAAAUGUUGGAUUUUGUGGACUUUAGGUCCUCACACUUUUACAUACUAGUGUUUUAAGAGCAUUUUAAUCAUGUCUUUUGAAUAAAGAUGUAUUUUUCUAA
Molecule: messenger RNA, 1097 nt
Organism: Cynoglossus semilaevis (tongue sole)
Lineage: Eukaryota; Metazoa; Chordata; Actinopteri; Pleuronectiformes; Cynoglossidae
Gene: akip1
Product: A kinase (PRKA) interacting protein 1
Exons: 5
Coding region: 363-866 (167 amino acids)
Biological process (GO): regulation of non-canonical NF-kappaB signal transduction
Cellular component (GO): nucleoplasm
Source: RefSeq, a predicted model, not a curated record